This is a messenger RNA of Aricia agestis (brown argus), 3773 nucleotides long. RefSeq names its product cilia- and flagella-associated protein 65-like. Lineage: Eukaryota; Metazoa; Arthropoda; Insecta; Lepidoptera; Lycaenidae. Bases 276 to 3773 code for a protein of 1165 amino acids. The record is from RefSeq and is a predicted model, not a curated record. The transcript is spliced from 25 exons.
AUGUAACUUACAAUGUAUCUCUGUUAUACAAUUUAAAUAGUGUUGACAAAGUUUUCGAUGUUUCGCUCACAUCAUCUGAACUCGGAGCCCUUGAAAAAGCAGAAGUGAAGCUAUCAUUUAAGCCAGUAAUUCGAGAACUGACAUUUACGGAGUAUUUCCUGAUAGAAGAUUCUGUUGGGAAUGCUUCCAAGUUGACCGUAACUGGAAAAAGUUUUGGUCCCAAAGUAAGACUUAGUAAAAAGCGGAUAGUAUUUGAAAUUUCAAACACUGAUCCCAUGGAACGAGUUCAAAUGGUGGAUAUUAUUAACGAGUCUUCUAUAGAGGCGACAUACCAGUGGCUUCUUUCAAAUUCUGGACAGGAGCACAUUCAAAUUUGUACCGGCAACUGUGGUGUUAUCAAAGCUUAUGAACGGAUCACUGCAAUGAUUAAUUUGAAAUCUACACGAUGGACGCAUUUAGAUGAAUUAGUUUUCCUAGUCGUACACCAGGAGCCAAUUUUUCUACCGGUAAUAGCAACGCUCUUGCAUGAGAAACCUUACCUUACCAACCUGAGAGAGAAGCAUAUUUUUCGGCAAUUUCAAGGACAUUCAUCUUAUUCACGUCUAAUGGAAAACAGUCUUAAAUUGCUAAAAUAUAUCCCAAAAGCUUCGGUGUAUCCGAGACAAGUAGACUUCAAGAGGGGGAGCUCCUUAGAUACCACUCUUAACAUAUCGCAGACCAUAUCUGUGACGAAUCAUCAGGCCGAGGAUGGUUUUAUGAAGUGGCUCCAAGAUCCUGAAAAUAUUUUCAUCAUUGAUCCCAUUGAACUUACUAUUCCUCCCAACGAGUCCAGACUUUUUACCAUCAGAUUCAGACCGAAAACAAAAAAUGAAGUGUACAGUUACCUUCUGCGUGGUGAUUAUCAGUCAAGAAGGCGUGAUGAGCAGGGGUACACCACAAGAAUACAGCACACCUGGUUCAGAAUACCGUGCAUAGGGAACACGCUAGAUCCCUGCACGAGACGGAAGACUAAAUGGGAUUGUCCAAUAGAGGAAAUGCUACCUCCGACUGUUCCUGUGCGGACGGCUUUUACUAAUUUUCUCCUGUCCAAUAAAUCGGAUAUACCUAUGAUGUUUAAAUUCGCGUCAUCUGACGAAACGAAUUUCGCAGUAUUCCCCACGUGCGGUGUGAUACCCAGUGGGGGUUGGCAGGUGGUGGUGGUGGCGUUGGAGCCGAAGACAGCUGGAGAGUACUACGAGAGUUGGGAACUAAUCGUCAAUGACACACAUAAGACACCCAUAUAUAUAUUUGGUACGGCGGAGACCUGUAACGUGGAUAUCGUCUCCCAAGGCUACGAUCCGGAAGUGAAUGAGCUGUUCGAGUUCCCGCCGACUAUCACCGGUUGUACCAGUAACUGCCCCGCAUACAUACAUAACCUUACGAGGAUGGAAAUGCAUAUAAGAGUUCUGAGUAACGCACCUUGGCUUGGCGGCGACAAUAACGGCUGCAUAAUGCUGGCGCCCAAGGAAAUGUUCAAAUACCGAUGGUGGUUCUUCCCGAAGCAGCACAAUAAAGUCUACAAGGCAACAGUGACUUGUUCGUGCAUCUGUUUGAUUGAUAACAAGCCAGUUGGUAAGCCUAGCGAAAUAAUCAUGCGCAUCAUGGGAUUUUCAGAGUUACCAGAUUUGAAGGCCCUACCAAAAACGUUGAAUCUUCACGACAUAGUGGUCGGAGAGCGUACGCCAGUGACCAUCAAACUGUACAACAGUACCUCAUGUCACUUCACAUUUAAGUUGGAUUACACCAUUAACGGAAUGGGGGAUGACUACAGCGGUGAUAAGUUGGAGAUCGAGUCUUGUGUUAACAGUCUGAAGCCAUCACACCACUGUGACGUAAACAUUAUAAUAACUGCGGAUGGUGCCGGGCCCAGACAAGUGGAUAUAAAGUACACGGUGCUCUAUCACACUGAACUUGAUGAUAUUGAGGAGUUGGAAGGUUCGAAGAAGACUGUUUGUACCAUUUGGUACGACGGAAUCUACCCAACCAUGAAGAUCAAACGAACAAUUUCUGUGAAGUGUCCCGUAAGUCUGAGCAAUCAUCACGUCUGGAAUAUGGUUAAUGUCGAUGAACUCAACCAGGCCCUAUCCGAAUGCCGUCCAAGAAAGCCGUUGUACGCCAAUCUGUUCGCUCCAGAUCUUUGCAAUAAUGUGGACUUUGUGCAUUUGGUGUUUGUCAUUGGAUGCGUAUACGACGUUCCUGUGUCUUGGACGUUACGCAGAGAGAAGAUAUGCGAUUGUGAUAUGGUGGAAGUGCAAACAGGGAUAUCUACUUUCGAAAUGCGACAUUUCUGCCCUCAUAGACCGUUGGUUGAUAUAUCACCACACGAUGGAAUUGUUAUGCCGGAUACCCCUCUACUUCUGGAUGUAAAAUUCAAAUAUAACGUGGAAGGAAAGAAUACACUAUGCUAUGUUCUAUCUCUACCAAACGAAAGAACUGUCAACAUAUUUUUACAUGUUGACGCAUUGUCAGGAACACAAUUAGUUUUAAGACCUCUUAGAAGAUGUUUCUCGGAGGAGAACUUCGCUAUAUUGGACUGUGGAAGAGUCCCUAUCAAUAAUCUCGAUCCAGUCAUUCGGGUUUUAUGGUUAUACAACCCGAACGAUGUGUUUGCGACGUGGCGACUGUUACAUGCGUACACGUCGGAUAACGCCAUCAAAUGCCUGCAGCUCUUCACAGAAGUAGCCGCGUACGACAGAAAAGCGAUACCAUUCAGUUUCCUGCCUUCGGAGAUGAUCGAUUAUGAGGUGACAUUUUAUUGCACGUUUGGAUAUGACACACUGAAAGUGUUGGUAAAAGGGCAGGGUGGAUUGCCCAACUGCGUUGAGACGCGACUGGAUAUUCCGUUUUAUACGGAGAAAUUGAUUCGCUCGGCUUAUAGAACUAACGUUGUCUACCUUUCUCAGGAGCAUAUAACAUUACCAAUAAUGCCAACUCAUUCUCUCAUGAGGGAAAUAAUCGCCAUCAACAACGACACAGAUCACUACUACCGAUUCAUAUGGUUUCCUGAAAGAAUCGACAGCGUGGUGAACGUAGUGAUGACUCCGUACUGGGGAGUGAUCGCGCCGGGCGAGGUAGAGUGGAUCACCAUGACUGUUUACACGCUGAGGGAACCCGCUACUUUGACCACAAUGGUAACCUGCGAAAUAUUGGACUUAACAGUACGGAAAAUUUACCACAAGAAUGAAAUGCUGCGAAAGAAAAAGACAGAGCAAUAUCUGCAAGAGUUUGUAAUAACGGAAAAGGGAAAAUUCUAUAAAGACAUUAACGACUGUCCGCCAUACGUGUCCGACUUACCGAAGCCGCGCUCAACGCACCUGGCGCUCUCCCUGUCGAUAUGCUCCCAGGGCCAGAGGGACGGCUGUCGAAGGAUGUCACUCCGGCAGAUGUGGGGGCACCCUCCUCCUUAUGACUUGUUGUCGUCCGAUUUGAACUACAGAGGAUUAAAAGUGGAAUCUCUGAACAACUUGAGCAAAGAAGACAUUAUAAAGAUUAUUGAUGAUACGUUAUGGCAAGCACUGCACAACAAAAUGUUCAGACAUCACUUAGAAUAUUAUGUGCAGGAGGAAAUACCUAGUUAUGACCACUUGGUGGAUGCUGUUGAAAAUGAUUUGCAGCUAAAAUUGAGUCGAAGAGUAACUUCUGGGGUAUGCGACGCUAUCGUCAACAAAAUUAUGUUCCAUAACUACAAUUUAAAACAGACCAAGACUUUGGGUUCUAUACUAGAAGCUGAAUAA